This is a messenger RNA of Prunus armeniaca (apricot), 1068 nucleotides long. The record is from the annotation of a GenBank genome assembly. Lineage: Eukaryota; Viridiplantae; Streptophyta; Magnoliopsida; Rosales; Rosaceae.
AUGGCCAAUUUACUGAUCAACAGAACCUUAAAAUCAAUCGGAAACUCCAAACUAAUCACAGCGCUCUCUUCUCGAUCUCGCCACUUCAGCUCCAUCGCCGCCGUUGAGCAGCCCCAUUCCGACGGUCCAUCGUCGUCCUUUAGCUUCUCGUCCGAUGGCCAAGAAAACAAGAACAAUAGAAACAAUCAAGAUGACAGCAUACACAUUAAGCCGUCGAGUUCGAGUUCCAAGCACGAAACGGCGUCGUCGUCGGUGACGAUGCCAAUGUCGUUCAUGACGGGGUCAAUUGUGGGAAAGAGGUUUUACAACCAAGUGACGACGAGGAAGGCUGAUGAUGGGAAUGGAUGGACUGUAAUGCUUGAUUAUCGGACACUCAAAACGCCUUCCAAAAGGCCCCUCAAGCUUCCUACUUUAGCUCUAGCUAAGGCCAUUGCUGCUGAGUGGGAAUACCAGCAAACAGAUGGGAUUAGGCCCUUCACGAUGCCUCUCAUGAGACUGGCUUGUACAGCACUGGAAAGAGUUCCUCUCACACGGCCAAAAGUUAUAGAUUAUUUGAUGCAGAAAUUUAAUCAAGAUUUAGUCUUCUGUCGCGCACCAGACGACAAUGAUCUCACAAGCGUUGUCCAUGAACGGCAAGUGGAGAAAAUUGAUCCUUUACUUGAUUGGGUGAAGUCAGAGUUUGGCUUCAAGCCUGUUGUGUACUCCAGCUUUUUUGGUGGGAAGCAGGAGGAUGGUCUUACAAAGGCUAUAGAAACCGUGCUAAAGCAAACAGAUGACUGUGAAUUAGCAGCAAUUGAUGCCAUUGCAUCAUCAGCACACUCUCUGAUAAUUGCUAUUGGAAUUCAUCGGGGGAAGUUACAGACUGAAGAAGCAAUUGAGUUGAUUAGGCUUGAAGAAGAUUUACAGGUGGACAGGUGGGGUUUGGUUGAAGGCGGUCAUGAUGUAGAUUUAGCUGAUCUCAAGGUACAGAUCGCAUCAGCUGCUGGAGUGGUAGAGCUAGUUACUUCUAUGGCCUGCCCUUUCCCACAAACCCCUCCAAACUCGUUUUUGUUGAUUUCAUGGAAGUAG